Molecule: messenger RNA, 772 nt
Organism: Paramecium octaurelia
Lineage: Eukaryota; Ciliophora; Oligohymenophorea; Peniculida; Parameciidae
Source: the annotation of a GenBank genome assembly
AUGUCAUAUCCCUUUGGUAACCAAUAUUCAGCAGGGAUGCCCAAUGCCAAAUACAAAACGACACUUUGUAGACAUUAUUAGGGUAUUAUCAUUUUGAUUUUUAGCUACAAGAUAAUGCGCCAUAGGAGCUAAAUGCCAAUUUGCUCAUGGACAAGAGGAAAUGAGAUCCAUAAAUGGUAUAUUUGCAUUUCUUAGUUUGUAAGAUCCCAUUCCUUCAGCUCUAAUCACAGUGUUAGCAGUCCCUCCACAAUAUUAGGAAAUUAUGAAGCCAAUGAUGGCUUAAUAACCUGCUUUUAAAAGUAUGAAAUAGCUUUGAGGUUAGUUCCUUGCAAAUAUCAUGCUUAAAAUUAUUGCAAAAAUGGAUAAAACUGCUAAUAUUCUCAUGGUACUGAAUUUUAAAUAUCAUGAAGAUGUCGAUAUUUAACAGCCCAUGAUUCCAAAUAUGAUAAACCCAUAUCAACCAUAAUACUCUUAGGUUGAUAUGAGAUAAGAAAUUAAGCAAGAAGAUCCAAUGACUACUGUAUUUAUCAUUAUAUUAUAAACCAUGGAAUAAAUAUUUUCGAAAGAUGUUAAUUAUUAUAAAAUAUUUAAGGAUAUCAUAUAAAAAUUAAAAAUUGCAUAAGAUCAAGUAAAAUGUGGCAAUUUGGCGGUUGGUUCAGAAUGCAUUAAAGCCAUAAUGACAGAUCCAGAAAGAACAGAUGAUGAGAUAGAAUAGUAUACUACUAUAUAUCAUAAUGCAUGUUAUUAUUAUAAUCAAUUGUAAUAAGGUUGA